CUUUAUCACAUGUAAACCCUAGUUGUCCCUCAAUUUUCCUUGCCCUAGCUACUUCUUUCUUCCUUGUUUCCAUCAUUCUUCAAAUUCUUGCAUAUACUGACUUUUAUAUUUGUUUCUUUUUUUUCUUAUUUGUUUCUUCUGGGUGUUCAAUUCUGUGUUUAUCUUCUCCUUCAACAAGAAAAAAGAUAAAAAAAGAAAGGAACCUUUGUGUUUAAUUUCUCCUUGUUUGAUUCUGGUUCCAAUCUUUGGACAGGCUUUUCGAUCGAUUUUGGGUUAUCAAAUCACAUUUUGAUGAAUUAAUAUUUGCAUGUACAGGUUUUUAAAGGAAACAAUCAGAUUAUAAUUGGCGUUAUGGAUAACGAAAAUGGGGUUGUCACAAAGAACAAUACAACAAAUUCAGAAGGAACUAAAAGUGACGAAAUCGUUGCUCAACAAAAAAAUUUAGGCACUUGUCCUUCAGAAUUAUUUUUAGAUUCUGUGUCUGGUGAUCCCCUUGUUGAAUCCAAAGGGGCAUUAGAAGUUUCUGAUAAUAAUAAUCCAAAAAUGAGCGUACAAGAAUCAUCAACAACAGCGCAAUCUGCUGGUGGGUAUGAUCCAAAUCGGAUUCCAUCAGCCAUUUUCACCGGUAAGCCUGCGUCGCCUAUGGAAUGGAGUCUGGCUUCAAAUGAAUCAUUGUUUAGUAUUCAUAUGGGGAAUAAUAGUUUUACAAGAGAUCAUGUUUAUAUGCUAUACAAAUCUGGCGAACUACCGAAACCCGACGAAAUGAAUAAUUCCCCGCCUAACAUGUUUCCUGUUAUGGAAACAAGAAAGAGUGGAGACUUAAAAAUGACAGAAGAAAAAUUAACUGAACCUGCAAAAACGGAAACCCAAUUACCAGGAAAGGAAGUUUCAGGGACUAGUAAAAAAAAAGCUCCUUCUGCAGAAGAUGUUCGAAAUUCAUCGAGCAGUACGCAGUCUUUUCAAUUCCCAGUAUUGGAAGCAAAUGUAGGAGGAAGUGCUUCUGUUAAAGUGGUAAUGGACAAGCAGCCCUCACAGCAGCGGCAACAGCAGCAGCAGGAGGAGGCGCAGCCGCAAGCGCCUGGAACACCGCCAAAGCCUGCAGGGAACAGUUGGUUUUCUUGCUUUUCUUGCUGUUCUUUGGGUUGCUGAUAGAGCAUUUUGGAUUGUUACUGUUUAGAUUUAUCAAAUUGAUCACUUGGUGAAAAAAUCGAAUACAGAAAAUUGAAAUGCUUGCCUUCGUCUGCAGGAUUGAAUCUAGAUAUGAGACUUGUUUAGUUUUAACGAGUCUUUUCUAAUUGCAGACUUAUGGAUGCUUGUUGUCUAUUUAUAGAAUAUUUUCUUGGGCAUCUUUGUCUUCCUUGAAUUCUAUAAUAGUCCAUUUCAACAGACAUGCAGCGGUUCAACAAUAAGGUGAUAACACAAGUUGGAUCUAAAAAGCGCAUUUUGCUAUAAGAGCAAAAAUCUUUACGCUUUACUGUUCGAGGGAUAAAAAUAUCCUGGUUAUAAAAAAAAAAAAAAAAAAAAA
Jatropha curcas is the source of this 1525-nucleotide messenger RNA. RefSeq lists its product as uncharacterized. Lineage: Eukaryota; Viridiplantae; Streptophyta; Magnoliopsida; Malpighiales; Euphorbiaceae. The record is from RefSeq and is a predicted model, not a curated record.